UUUGUUCCAUUAUAAAGACAAUAUUGUUUAAGAUGAAAACUUUGCUUUACACACUGACUUCAAUGGAAGAUGAUGCCUCAAAGCAUAUUAUCCAAAUGACAGGAUUUAAAGUGGAAGAAAAGGAAGCUCUAGGCAAAUUGCUUUUAAAACUAGAUUGCACUUUUAUUAAGAGUGAGAAAUAUAAAAAUUGUACACAUCUUAUAGCUGAACGCCUAUGUAGGAGUGAAAAAUUUUUAGCAGCUUGUGCAGCAGGAAAGUGGGUACUAACUAAGGACUACAUAAUUCAUAGUGCCAAAAGUGGCAGAUGGCUUGAUGAAACAACUUAUGAAUGGGGAUAUAAAAUUGAAAAAGACUCCCAUUAUUCACCUCAAAUGCAAUCUGCACCUAAAAGGUGGCGUGAAGAACUGAAACGCACUGGUGCUCCAGGAGCCUUCCACAGAUGGAAAGUUGUCCUCCUUGUUACAGCUGAUAAACAAAGUGAUUCUCUUGUAAGAGUCUUGAAGGCUGGAAAGGCAAAUGUUAUUUUACCAAGAAGUUCACCAAGUGGAAUAACUCAUGUGUUUGCCAGUAAUGCAAGAAUCAAGGCUGAAGAAGAAAAGGAUAACUUUAAGGCUCCAUUUUAUCCAAUUCAGUAUCUAGGAGAUUUUCUUUUAGAGAAAGAAAUUCAGAAUGAAGAUUCCCAAACCAAUUCUGUUUGGACUAAACAUAAUAAUCAAGAAAACAAAGAUUUCAGGAAAGAUAUGGGAUUUCUUGAAAUGAAAGGUGCCUUAAGAGAGACCAUGUGUAGAAUCCAGAAAGAAAUACAAAAUCAUGAUGAAGAUAUUAAUAUUAGUUCUGUUUUGACUGAACAUCACAAAAAAGAAAAAUUCAGAGACUCCAGUAAAGACUUGAAAUUUAUUAAAAUGGGAAGGCAUACAUAUGGAAAUCAGAAAGAAAUGAAGAAUUCUGUUUUUGCUAAUUAUGCCAAAGAAUCAAAAACCAAGGAUAUCAGGACAGAUGUAGAUACUGUUGAAAUAAAAAAUGCCUUAAAGAAGCACAUAUAUAGGGCUCAGGCUUUCAGAUACAACUGCAUUAGAAUAGAUAAACAACCAAUUUACAAUGUAGAGGUUAAAAAUGAUGAAUUUCCCAGAGGUGUGUUAAAUUUAAUUGAAAGUCUCAUAGAAGGACAAUUUUUUAAAGAAGCAAUUGAGGAACUUUCCUCUUUGCAGGCAUAUUAUAUCCCUCCUGUAUGCCUUCUUCAUGCUCUUUUAGAGAACGUUCUACAGGAUAACAUAGAUACAUUUUCUGGUCGAUACUUUCAUAUAUUGUCAGUUCUCCUUCGCUUGCAUCCUCCUUGGAAGUCCCCAGCCAUGUCAAGAUAUUACUUAGAGUUGUUUCAGUGUCCAACUUGUAUGAAAGGAGCAUGGUCUCUAGUAGAAGUGCUUAUAAGGUCUUGCCUUUUCAAUGAAAGUUUUUGUCAUCAAAUUUCAGAAAAUAUUAUUGGCUCUAAGGUGCUCCACCUGACACUGCUCAAAUUUUUCUUUAAUUUAGUUGAAAGUGAAGUACAACACCUGAGUCAAAAGUUGUAUGAUUCUGAGAGCCUGAAAAUAACAGGAAAGACAGUUCUUCUUGAAAUCUUCUGGUCAGGAAAUGAGACCUCUGGGCUUUUGACUAAACCAGUAAAUAAGCUUUUGGAAUGGACUAUAUAUUCUCACAAGGAAAAAUGCAAGUCUAAUGAUGUCUUCAAACAUGAACUAGCCUACUUAUUGACUGGAAUUCUUGGAGCAGCAAUAGAUUAUUGGAUCUUCCUUGGUCUUAAGAUGGGUAGAAAUGUGUUGCGACACAUGUCUGAUGACUUAGGAAGUUAUAUUUCCCUUUCAUGUGAUGACUUUUCAUCACAGGAAUUAGAGAUUUUCAUUUGCUCCUUUUCCUCCUCCUGGCUACAAAUGUUUGUUGCAGAAGCAGUCUUUAAAAAGUUGUGUUUACAGAGCUCCAUUAGUGUUUCUUCUGAGCCACUCUCUCUUCAGAAAAUGGUAUAUUCCUACUUGCCAGCUCUGGGGAAAACUGGUGUGCGUGGGGCUGGAAAGAUAAAGAAAAUAGGACAGCGGCCUUGUUUUGAAUCUCAAAGAGCCUUGUUAAUGCUGAAUGGUGCUAAACAGAAACAAAUGGAAGUGCUGCCAGAGUUACCAGAGCUGAACCUUGCUAAAUGUUCCUCAUCUUUUAAAAAAUUGAAAAAGAAGUCAGAAGGAGAAUUGUCAUGUUCCAAGGAGAAUUGCCCAUCAUUAGUUACAAAGAUGAAUUUUCGCAAGACUAAUCUAAAAGGAGAAACAGCCCUGCAUAGAGCUUGCAUAAAUAACCAAGUGGAGAAAUUGAUUCUUCUUCUCUCUCUGCCAGGAAUAGACAUCAAUGUGAAAGACAAUGCUGGCUGGACGCCUUUGCAUGAAGCCUGUAACUAUGGCAACACAGUGUGUGUCCAGGAAAUUUUGCAACGUUGUCCAGAGGUAGAUCUGCUCACUCAAGUGGAUGGGGUGACUCCUUUGCAUGAUGCACUGUCAAACGGACAUGUAGAAAUUGGCAAGCUGCUACUACAGCAUGGGGGCCCAGUGCUUUUACAACAGAGAGACUCUAAGGGGGAAUUGCCCUUGGAUUAUGUAGUAUCACCUCAAAUCAAGGAGGAACUAUUUGCUAUUACAAAGAUAGAAGAUACAGUGGAGAACUUUCAUGCUGAAGCAGAGAAACAUUUUUACCACCAGCAACUUGAAUUUGGUUCAUUUUUACUUAGUAGGAUGUUGCUAAAUUUUUGUUCAAUUUUUGAUUUAUCUUCAGAGUUCAUCUUAGCUUUCAAAGGGUUAACUCAUCUAAGUGAGCUGCUUGUGACUUGUAAAAGUCACAAAGAAACCACCAGUGCUCAUACUGACUGGUUAUUGGAUCUGUAUGCUAGAAAUAUAAAGACACUGCAGAAGCUCCCAAGUAUUCUUAAAGAACUCCCUGAGAAUUUGAAAGUGUGUCCUGGAGUACACACUGAGGCUUUAUUAGUGACAUUGGAAAUGAUGUGUCAGUCAGUCUCAGAGUUUUCAUGAUGAUAACAAAACAUAUGAGUCCGGGCGGAGCCCAGGGAGAGUGCGACGCUGGGAGCGCAGCCACGCUCCCGCCGCGGGUUCGGAUCCUAUAUGGGAAUGGCCGGUGCACUCACUGGCUGAGUGCCGGUCACGAAAAAGACAAAAAAAAAAAACAACAUAUGAGUCAACUUUCUAAACCUGUUCAACUUGCUUUGUCAUUAUUAUGGACUUCAUAGUUUAUUGACAAAUAUUAGUAUGAUUUAUUUAUUGAAAGACUUUGCAGCCUUGCUAAAUUUUAAAAGCACGUGAAGAACUUCUGCAAAACUGUAAAAUGGGCUUCUGUCUUUUCCUGUGUGUAGUUUCGUUCGGUAUACACUGCUUUCAUU
This is a messenger RNA of Cynocephalus volans (Philippine flying lemur), 3424 nucleotides long. RefSeq names its product SMC5-SMC6 complex localization factor 1 (gene SLF1). Gene Ontology annotation, cellular component: nucleus; site of double-strand break. Gene Ontology annotation, molecular function: protein binding. The transcript has 20 exons. The coding region runs from base 33 to 3059 and encodes 1008 amino acids. Gene Ontology annotation, biological process: DNA damage response; positive regulation of double-strand break repair; protein localization to site of double-strand break. Lineage: Eukaryota; Metazoa; Chordata; Mammalia; Dermoptera; Cynocephalidae. The record is from RefSeq and is a predicted model, not a curated record.